AUGCACUUCCCCAGCCUCUCCGCCCCUCUCCUCCCCUCCCUCCUUCUUCUCCAUGCCUCUGCAGCCUCUAUUCCCAGUCACAAUGUCCACACCAUACACCAAUUCCCCAAUCCCACCUGGAUCGAAAACAUCGCCACCCGCUCCGACGGCCACCUCCUCGUCUCCCUCCUAACCACCCCAGACCUCCACCUCACCAACCACUUCGCCUCCCCACCCACCACCACCCUCAUCCACUCCUUCCCUCCCGACCUCGGUCUCCUCGGCAUCACCGAGCUCAUGCCCAACAAAUUCGCCGCCUGGCUCGUCGACUUCAGCUCCACCCCCUCCACCAAAGCCGUGGUGUCCAAACUCGCCCAACUGCCCCCAGACACCGGCCUCGCCAACGGCCUCGCUACCCUCAACCCUCAUACCGUCCUGAUCACCGACAGCACGCCGGGCCGCCUGCUCUCCUACAACCUGCACACCAACGCCUUCCCCACCGUGCUCGCCGACGCGGCCACCAUGGCGCCGGCCCCGAACCCGGGCAACAUCAGCAUCGGCAUCAACGGGCUGAAGUACCGCGACGGGUUCGCGUACUACACGACCAUCUACAUCAGUGGCUUGUACCGCGUGCCCGUGGACUGCGCGACGGGCGCAGCGACGGGCGCGGUCGAGACGCUGACAACGGCGCUGGGCGAGGCGGAUGAUUUUGCGUUUACGGCGCGCGGGGAUGUGGUUGUGGGCACGGAUUCGGAGAACACGGUUUUGUUGGUGAGUCCGCCGCGAGGGGAGGGGAAAGGAGCGUGGACGGUGAAGACGAUUGCGGGGGCGAAGGAUGCAUUGACGGUGGCGGGGGGCACGAGUGUGGCGAUGGGGAGGACGGCGGCGGAUAGGGAGGUGGCGUAUGUGGUGACGGAGGGAGGGUUGGCGGGGCCGGUUGAUGGGGUUGUGGAGGGGGGGAAGGUUGUUGCUGUGACGGUUUAUUAG
This is a messenger RNA of Mytilinidion resinicola, 966 nucleotides long. RefSeq lists its product as uncharacterized. The record is from RefSeq and is a predicted model, not a curated record. Bases 1 to 966 code for a protein of 321 amino acids. NCBI's taxonomy places the organism in Eukaryota, Fungi, Ascomycota, Dothideomycetes, Mytilinidiales, Mytilinidiaceae. The transcript has a single exon.